AUGUUCGAGACCGCAUUGCACAUGGCAAAUUCUCAUCGUCGUCUUUGCAGUGCUGUCGAUGCUGAUGCUCUUGAACAAGUUAAUGUAAGGAGAACCCAAGGGCCACAUGGAAUGCCAUGUAUUCUAAACUCUUCUUCGUUGAUUUGCCGCUUUUCAUGCCUGUUGACAAUAUUUUCCCUUGUUUGCUCCAGUUCUCCUAUCAUUUCGACUUCAGUCCCAAUCUAA
Echinococcus granulosus is the source of this 225-nucleotide messenger RNA. RefSeq lists its product as hypothetical. The transcript has 2 exons. The record is from RefSeq and is a predicted model, not a curated record. Bases 1 to 225 code for a protein of 74 amino acids. Lineage: Eukaryota; Metazoa; Platyhelminthes; Cestoda; Cyclophyllidea; Taeniidae.